Messenger RNA from Bemisia tabaci, 1175 nucleotides. RefSeq lists its product as uncharacterized. NCBI's taxonomy places the organism in Eukaryota, Metazoa, Arthropoda, Insecta, Hemiptera, Aleyrodidae. The record is from RefSeq and is a predicted model, not a curated record.
UUUAUCAGAACUGUUAACGUUACUAACAAAGAACUCACGCUGCGUUUUUUAGACAAUAUUGAAGCUUUCAAAAAUAUUGACCGUAAGGUAAAACGUAAAGAAUUGCGCUAUGGCAAGUUCAGAAAAUUAGCAUUAUUCCUUCUUGAGAAUAUCGAGAGCUUGGAGAACUUUUAUUUUUUAAAAGAACGUCUGCGAUGUUUUACUUUUCUUUUUUAUACGGUGAAGUGGUAGUAUUUGCGAAUUUUGUCCAGUUAAAUACAAUAAUAUAUUCAUCUGAAAACUUUCGUCCGGAAGAAUACGUAGAGCAGCAUGAGUAACUUCUUGACGGACAUGCGAAUUGCUACAUUAAUGAGAGUGGUCAUCUUCAUAUUGGCAAUUCUGCCUCCACCAGGUGUCUCAAUUCUAGGCGGAUUCUUCAUACGAGAUCCUACCAAAUGUCAGUUACGGUGCGACGGUAAACACGGAUUCUGGGAGAAAUCCCUGGGUCGCCUGGAGCGAGUCUCUGACGGCGUGAUCAUUCUGAAGGGACUCAAAUGUUUUUGCAAGUUGACCCCUCACCUUCGAAGACUCGUCCGAAGCCGCUUCGGGAAGGGGACCGCACGGAAGUUCAUGUUUUGGGUCUUCUACGGCUACUCCAGACCCACGCGCUUCUACCUCAUGCGGACCGACAGCGUCAAGCCCGAAGCGCACAUACAGUUCGUCUCGCACGCCCAGAGAGGCCUCUACCGACGCUGGGCACAAGAGAAAAUUGCCAAGCUCCCGCCAGGAGCCCCAUAUGUGGUUGACAUCAACACUGACUUUUUGAAAGAUGAGAUUUUGAAGAAAGAAGAUGCCAAGUGACGAUUUUUUGUCCUGAGAGAAACGGCGCACAGUGGAUCGAGUCAAUAGAAGAGAUCUGACACAAUUUGGAAACUUUGAACUAUUAUAGCUCCGUUUCUACGAAACUUAAAGGCUCUGAAAAUGGUUCCACUGGUUUCCUCGUAAAAAUUGUCUACAAAAGCAUCCCUCUAAAUUGAAAAUGUGACAAAAUAAACAUCAAAAUUUGCAGUUUUAGUCAAAAAUUUCAUGUCCGACCUCUCUGAUUGACUCGAUCCACCGUGCGGCGGCGGGAGACUGUAAAAUCGAACGCAGGGACUCACGCAUAGAAAUAAAGUAUAUAUAGCACCUGGUCACAA